AUGCCUGCUACCACGGCGGACACGCUCUCCCUCGUCACGCGGACCGUCACCGUUGCUCCGCUGGUACUUCUCUCCGUCGCAGAUCACUAUGGACGCUCCGCCAAAGGAACCCGGAAGCGAGUGGUCGGUGUGCUGCUAGGAGAACACAUGGGUGGAAAUGUCCGGGUAUCAAACAGUUUCGCCGUCCCAUUCGAAGAGGAUGAGAAGGAUCCGUCUGUGUGGUUCUUAGAUCACAACUUUGUCGAGUCAAUGCGAGACAUGUUCAAGAAGAUUAAUGCCCGCGAAAAGCUGGUUGGGUGGUAUCACUCAGGCCCGAAACUGCGCGCUUCCGAUCUUGAGAUCAACGAGCUAUUCAAGCGAUACACACCAAACCCUCUACUGGUCAUUGUAGAUGUGCAACCGAAGGAGGUUGGCGUACCAACCGAUGCGUACUUUGCGGUGGAUGAGAUCAAAGAUGACGGUACCACUACAUCCCGAACGUUCGUGCACACUCCAUCUACGAUCGAGGCAGAAGAAGCAGAGGAAAUUGGUGUGGAACACCUACUCCGAGACAUCAGAGACGUUGCUGUCGGAACCCUCUCCACCCGCAUCACAUCGCAACUUCAGUCCUUACAGGGCUUACACCUCCGCCUACGUGAUAUCGGCCAGUACCUUCAAAAAGUCCUCGAUCAUGAGCUACCGGUAAACCAUGCUAUUCUUGGUAACCUCCAGGAUGUCUUUAACCUCCUUCCCAACCUAUCCACACCGGCCACUACCCCUCGCGUCGGCGGCGAGCCAGAACAGUCAACAGACAACGCUGAGUUGGCUCGCGCUAUGAGCAUCAAGACAAAUGACCAAUUGAUGGCCAUCUAUUUGAGCAGCUUGGUCCGCGCCGUCACCGCGUACCACGACCUGAUCGAGAACAAGAUUCAGAACCGGCAACAGCAGGAGGAGGUUGAACAGAAGAGGGAGCAGGAGGCUAAUGCCGCGAAGAACGAGAAGGAUGGCGCAAAGAAGGCCAAUGGUACUUCUGAGCAGAAGGAGGACGAGUCCAAGGAGAAGAGCAAGCGGUAG
Aspergillus mulundensis is the source of this 1053-nucleotide messenger RNA. RefSeq names its product proteasome regulatory particle lid subunit RPN8 (gene rpn8). Bases 1 to 1053 code for a protein of 350 amino acids. The transcript is spliced from 3 exons. Lineage: Eukaryota; Fungi; Ascomycota; Eurotiomycetes; Eurotiales; Aspergillaceae. Gene Ontology annotation, biological process: proteasome-mediated ubiquitin-dependent protein catabolic process. The record is from RefSeq and is a predicted model, not a curated record. Gene Ontology annotation, cellular component: proteasome regulatory particle; proteasome complex. Gene Ontology annotation, molecular function: metallopeptidase activity; protein binding.